Messenger RNA from Penaeus chinensis, 2179 nucleotides. RefSeq names its product plexin-B-like. Gene Ontology annotation, biological process: regulation of GTPase activity; motor neuron axon guidance; sensory neuron axon guidance. Lineage: Eukaryota; Metazoa; Arthropoda; Malacostraca; Decapoda; Penaeidae. Bases 1 to 2040 code for a protein of 679 amino acids. The record is from RefSeq and is a predicted model, not a curated record. The transcript has 11 exons. Gene Ontology annotation, molecular function: semaphorin receptor activity. Gene Ontology annotation, cellular component: semaphorin receptor complex.
AUGAGGAAAAAAGAGAAGAAAAAGCACAUGAAAAACACCAAGACGAAGAAGAAGCCGCGUAAGCCUCCCGCAGACGCUCCGCUCCGUGCGCCGCCCACGCCCGAUAAAAAACGCCCGCGGCACUUUCCCAGCCCGCCCGUGGCCCUCCGCCGCGGUGGCACUCGCACUGGCACCCAAAAAUGUCUCAAUUAUCACGCCCGCGCUCCCACAGGUGUGCACGUGUACUUCACAGCGCGCGCGCACGGCCCCCGCACCAACUACGACGUGGCGAUGCUGCAGUUCGAACAGCUGAUCGCGAACAAGCAUUUCCUUCUGUCCUUCAUCGACACACUCGAGUCCCAGAAGUCCUUCAACAUCAGAGACAAGGUGAACGUGGCGUCCCUGGUGACGGUCCUCCUGAUGGGACGCAUGGAAUACCUGACGGAGGUGCUGCGCUGCCUCAUGCUGCGGCUGGUGUCUGCGGCGGCGGCGACCAAGCACCCGCAGCUGAUGCUCCGCCGCACCGAGAGCGUGGUCGAGAAGAUGCUCACCAACUGGCUGGCGCUCUGCAUGUACGGCUAUCUGAAGGACGACGCCGGCACCGCCCUGUUCCUGCUGUACAAGGCCAUCAAGCACCAGGUGGAGAAGGGCCCCGUCGACGCCCUCACGCACGACGCCCGCUACUCGCUCUCGGAGGAGCGCCUUCUCAGGGAGCAGGUCGACUUCAGUCCUGUGAACAUCCACCUGCUUCAUGAUGACCCUCACUAUGAAAAAAUACCCUACCAGACGACCUAUAGUACGCUGGCCAUGUACGCCGAGGAGUACGAGGAGAAGGUGCAGGUCAAGGUGCUGGACUGCGACACCAUCACGCAGGUCAAGGCGAAGAUCCUGGACGCCCUCUACCGCAACACGCCGCAGUCCCUCCGACCCUCCGUCCACGAGGUCGACCUUGAAUGGCGUCACGGGCGCGCCGGGCGGGUGACGCUCAGCGACGAGGACCGCACGACGCUGACGGGCGCGGGCGGCUGGCGGCGCGUCAACACCCUCGCCCACUACGGCGUCAGGGACUCGGCCGUCAUGGCGCUCAUCCCGAGGCAGAACGACUCCUUCUCCUCCAACUGCACAGGCUACUACUCAUACGCUAACAGUGUGUCACCCUUGAACUCUCCUGUAGUCGAGGGUGGCGUCGGCGGCGACGGCGGCAGCGGCACCAUGGGGCGCGGCGGCGGCGGCGGUGGCGUGCAGUUCUACCACCUGGUGCGCACGCCCGAGGACUCGGCGUCGGGCACCCUGGGCUCGUCGCGGGACGGGCGCGACCGCACCUACGGCACCCACAAGGCCAUCCCGGAGAUCUUCCUGACGCGGCUGCUGUCCACCAAGGGCACGGUGCAGCAGUUCGUGGACGAUUUCUUCCGGACCAUCCUGAGCGCCAACGACGGGCUCCCGCCGGCCGUCAAGUGGCUGUUCGACCUGUUGGACGACGCCUCGCGCGCCCACGGCAUCACCGACCCCGAGGUCAUCCACGCGUGGAAGUCCAACUGCCUCCCGCUGCGCUUCUGGGUCAACUUCAUCAAGAACCCGGACUUCAUCUUCGACAUCGCCAAGACGUCCACGGUCGACUCGUGCCUCUCGGUCAUCGCGCAGACCUUCAUCGACGCCUGCUCGACCACGGAGCACCGCCUGGGCAAGGACUCGCCCUCCAACAAGCUGCUCUUCGCCAAGGACAUCCCGCGGUACAGAGCGCAGGUAAAGAGCUUCUACAGCGACGUGUCGAGCGCGCAGCCGGUGAGCGAGCAGGAGCUGGGCCAGCACAUGCAGCAGCUCUCGGCCGCCCACCAGGGCCACUUCGACAACCUGGCCGCCCUCAAGGAGCUCUACAUCUACGUCACCAAGUACCACGAGCUGAUCCUGGAGUCUCUGGACGCCGACCCGUACUGCCGCAAGCUGAGCCUGGCGCACCGCCUGCAGUCCAUCGGCUACAUCCUGGAGUCGUACAGCCACGCUGGGCCGGUGGCGCCCAUGCCGCCCCUGCAGCUGGCGGGGCAACUCUCCGAGCUGUGAACGCCCACACAGUGACGCCGCCCGCGGUCUCUCCUCCAGGACACCCACCAGUGAACGCCCUCGCGAUGCGCCGCGACCUGACGGCAGACACUCUCUGUGGACACGAACCCUUUUUAUAGCAAAGACUUGGAAGCGGCUC